AUGGCUACUGGGGCCGGAACCAUGGCUGCUAGGGCCAGGACUGGGGCUGGAACCAUGGCUCUUGGGGCUCGGGCUGCUAGCCUGAACUUGCGACUCCUUCUCUUAGGAGCCUUUUGGAGGCUUCGUGGAUCUCCGAAAGCCAGACGAGUUCCCGAGAACGGCUCCUGGACAGGAGCAGGAUAUGGGGAAGAAGCAGGGGUUGACUCCGGACGGAACACACCCGAGACGUUUGUAACACUUUGUUUUCAUGUGUUCCAUUGUCUCCAUGUGUUCAGGAGAGAUGGGGAGGGGGUGCGAGUGUUCUGGGACCGGCUGAGAGAACCCUCCUUCACCUCCAGGUGGAACCCCUUCGCCACGGACUUCCCAUUCGUCACGUUCACCCACCACCCCGUCAGGACCGUCAGCAACUCUUUCUCUGAUCUCUGCGACAUCCAGAAGUUUCAAGAGCAGCUCAGGGCUGCAGCGCAGAAGGUCCAUGCCGUGAAGCCGGUUCCUGGGAAGGCCAACGGCGUCAUGGUCCUGAACGAGCUCAUCCACAUCGAGACCUACGUGGGCCUCAUGUCUUUCCUGGGGAACCAGAACAAACUGGGAUACUGCAUGGCUCGAGGCAACAUUGGCUUCUAAGCAUUCUUUAUUUAUACAAUAGUUUUGUUGGAGAUACGUUUGUUUAGAGUUUAUUUAAUUGUACAAGGAUGAUUUUUGAUUAUAUUUUUGUGUGUCACAUUGAAGCAUGGUUUCAGGAUGUUCUGUAUACGGUUUGUAAACCCCCCCCCCACUAUUUAUACCAGAGUGUGGUGCGCUCUGCACCGGAUCCCUGCUGCUCUCAAGGCGCUUUGUGUUUGCUCCUCAGUGAUAUGCUAUUCCAACUCGUUCACAAAGGGACCUUUGUUCUGUCUCUGUUAAAAGCUCAUUCCCAUGCCAUUCGGCCCCACAUUUUAUGCUUUAGUUUGAUCAUAUAAAGUGUGUUUUUACAGUGCAUGCAGUGCUUUGUGUGUUGACUGUGUCGCUCUGCCUCUUUUGACAUCACCUGUUCCUCUAUUGAGCCUGUGAUAGACAAGAAAAUAAAGGCAUGUAUAUUUGG
Molecule: messenger RNA, 1081 nt
Organism: Notothenia coriiceps (black rockcod)
Lineage: Eukaryota; Metazoa; Chordata; Actinopteri; Perciformes; Nototheniidae
Product: tumor protein p63-regulated gene 1-like protein
Exons: 3
Coding region: 1-624 (207 amino acids)
Cellular component (GO): cytoplasm
Source: RefSeq, a predicted model, not a curated record